Messenger RNA from Anopheles nili, 860 nucleotides. RefSeq lists its product as uncharacterized. The transcript is spliced from 4 exons. The record is from RefSeq and is a predicted model, not a curated record. NCBI's taxonomy places the organism in Eukaryota, Metazoa, Arthropoda, Insecta, Diptera, Culicidae. Bases 38 to 748 code for a protein of 236 amino acids.
AGAACGGUCGCGGUCAGCAAGCAAAAACCUGUACGCUAUGAGCGCCAACGGCGGGUCGGGCAACAACCACAGCACCAGCGGCAGCGUCGGCAACCAAUACAGCUUCACCAAUAGUACCCUCAGCCAGCACGGCAGCAAUCAACACCACGCCAGCAACAAUGGCCAGCCAACGUUGCGUGUCAGCCGCAGCAGCUCGCGUAAGAAGCCGUUCCACUUCAUAUCGAACAUGUGGAAGAUGAAGAAAAUCAUCAAGUUCGAGGAUAUCAUGUUCCAUCGCGAGAUGAACUGUCGCGCUCGCUCGGAACCGUCAGUGUCGACCUACAACUGCACCGGUAAGGGAUGCCAGCGGAAGUCGUCGCCCUCCUUUUCGAUGUUGAGCCUGUCCCCGGGGAAGUUUCAGAAGUCAACGGAUGAGCUGGAGGUGACUCGGCUGCGGUUAUCGCGCAACGACAACCCAUUCGUGCAGAAGGUCCUUGCCAGCCGGGACAACGUGACGGACGUGAUCGACGACACGGAGUCCGACGAUGCCAUCCUGAUAUUAAUGUCUGAUGAGUUUAACGGCGAAUCGGACACGGACCCUCUCGCGAUGCCACAGGUGCACGAGCACAUGAUACGAUCGCCACCGCCGACGUUCUGGCCACGUUCGCAAAAGACUGUGUUUAACUUUGGCGCCGAGGAGCGUAUGCGAACCGGAACGGACCACGUGGCGGGGGGUUCCAGUAUUCCAAAAGCAAAUCACUGCAACUAGUGAACCAGAUGCAAUUAGUGUACGAGAAAGGCGUACAACAAAAUGUUCUUAUUUUCAUCAACCGGUUGAUCAUCCAGUUAAGGAAGAGUUUAUUCAUCUUAAACGGUAAACU